CUCUUAGACGCGUAUAUCAGCACCGAGAUGGGAAUGCAAGCCCAGGCGGCAUCCAUUGAUUUCCUGAGCAUUCAGACUCAAUUGGAUGAUGAGGAGCCACUGCUACUCACCGGCGAUGUCAAGACCGGUCUUGUGCUCAUGGACGUCGUCAACGGAUUUUGCACAGUCGGAGCCGGCAACCUGGCUCCACAAAAACAUGAUGAACAAAUAGCUGGAAUGGUGGAUGAAUCAGUGAAGCUUGCUAAAGUGUUCUGUGAAAAGAAAUGGCCGAUUUAUGCUUUCCUUGACAGUCAUCAUCCCAACAUCCCUGAGCACCCAUAUCCUCCUCACUGCAUAAUUGGAACUGAUGAGGCGGAAUUGGUUUCUGCUCUCAAGUGGCUGGAGAAUGAACCUAAUGUGACGAUUAGGCGUAAGGAUUGUAUUGAUGGAUUCGUCGGUUCUCUUGAAAGUGAUGGCUCCAAUAUAUUUGUAAAUUGGGUGAAAAGCAAUGAGAUCAAAGCUAUAUUGGUCGUGGGAAUAUGCACAGACAUAUGUGUUCUAGAUUUUGUCUCUUCAGCGUUAUCUGCAAGAAAUCAUAGGGUUCUCUCCCCGUUGAAAGAUGUGAUAGUGUAUUCACGUGGCUGUGCUACUUAUGAUCUUCCAGUUCAUGUUGCUAAAAACGUCAAAGGGGCCUUGGCUCAUCCCCAGGAGUUGAUGCAUCACAUAGGGCUAUACAUGGCAAAGGGAAGGGGAGCAAAGAUAGUUUCACAAGUCUCACUUGGGACUCCACAUUAAACCUGAUCAUCAGUUUUUCAGGAAUUCAGUUUCGUAUAAUUGAAGAGGGAUACUUCUCCUUCUGCACAGAUGUUUUAACACCUGUUUUGUUGUCCCUAUCAAUCUAGCAUAAGAUGUAUACACACAUACUCCAUUAUGUUUCCUUAAUAUUUGGAGAAUUGCUACUCAUUAAAGUUACUGUCUAACAAUAUGAGAUCUCAAAUUUACUAUCUUAAUGUUGGUUAAGAUACUCUUCAUAUUAUUUGAACAUCCAAGCAUAACGAGA
This is a messenger RNA of Cuscuta epithymum, 1039 nucleotides long. The record is from the annotation of a GenBank genome assembly. NCBI's taxonomy places the organism in Eukaryota, Viridiplantae, Streptophyta, Magnoliopsida, Solanales, Convolvulaceae.